Bipolaris maydis ATCC 48331 is the source of this 3717-nucleotide messenger RNA. RefSeq lists its product as uncharacterized. Lineage: Eukaryota; Fungi; Ascomycota; Dothideomycetes; Pleosporales; Pleosporaceae. The record is from RefSeq and is a predicted model, not a curated record.
AUGGCUCUCUUCGCCAUUUCUCCUUUAUCUUCUGCUCUUCUUACAUCUGCGGAAGUGGUCAUUUCGAAACCAUUAGAAUUCAGCAGAGUUGUACCAAGGGCUAACGCACAACUACCCAUAGUUGCCAAUAGAGAGACAUAUUUCGGGACGAUGGCUGCUCUUAUGAGGAAUGUUUCCACUUCGGCCUGGAUCUCGGAUAAAUCACUCACGCUACCGUUCUGGCCUUCUAUCGAGAGUGGCCAGUUUGGACCCGAGCUAGUGUCCAAAUACAAUUCUUUGACAGCCAAGACAACGGCACUACAUACGGAUCUGAGCUGCCAGGAUAUGGCUUUGCAGAGUGAUACUCUGGAACCAACACCAUACAGUGCGUACGACCGGAUGCAACAUGGCCCUUACAAGGGCAUUGAACCUAUGGUUCAUUUUGUUCUAAAGUCGAAUGACGGAUGCAUGUACAAUAUGUCUUUCCAUCCUACUGCUGGUCAAAUCAGUGCUGGGGGCUUAACGUGGUCGAAUACCUCUACCUUGUUCGUGCAAAGAAAGACAUUACUGCUUCUCGGUAGGAAGCCAUUUCCUGCCGAAGUCUCAAAGACAAGUCCGUAUGCCAGGCAUAGUGCAUCCGAUGAGUGCGCGAAUCGCGAUAUCGUUAUACUAAGCACUCCUUGGGCAAAAGACGUGCAAUUCAAUACCAGCUGGGGUCCCGGCAUCGAGCAUAACCGGACCUUUGAGCGAUCACCUGAAUUCCGCAUGAAGGCGCUACUUUGUCAGUCUCAUUAUCUCCAGGAAAGCCUCAACGUUUCUGCGUUAAUGACAACAGGGAGGCCACCAAACAUCACCUCCACACAUGUUGACUCGGCCAACCGCGCACCGAUACCAAAGGAACUCUUGGACAUACCUAAUUUUGAAAGAACAAUUUUACAAGAUGCCUGGGCUGAUUACUUCAGCACGGAGAGCAUGCAAACUGAUGCGACUCGAGGACUGGAUAACGUCCAGGGCCCAUACGCUGAUCCAAAAAUAGUCAGGUCUGCCCCUGUAUUUACUGGAGUUGGUCCAUUGCUCGGCGCCAUAUAUUCUUUCAACAUCACUCGAAUGUUCGAAGACAAAGAUUUCGGUGCCCAGGUUGCGAGGGUCAAAGGUCGGUUCUUUACCGAAUGUCUUCGUGAGUCCCUCCGCGAUCCGGCCGCAGUGGAAACCAACACCAUAAGGGGUGAAACUACUUUGAUAGAAGAGAGAGUCAUGGUACUUAGGGAGAUCGGCAUAGCCUUGGCCGUUCUGUUCUUUGUAUCCUCUGUGCUGUUGGCCCUUGUGUUUUGGGUUUCCCGACUUACUUUUCGCCCGCUCGACCUCAGUACAGACCCUGGCAGUGCUAUUGGGCAUGCAAUGCUCAUUCGAAGUCAAUCAGAACAAUCUUUGAUAUUCAGGAGAAACCACAAAGCAUCCCGCAAGGAGCUUCGGGAAGUCUUAAAGCAAGAGAUGUUUUACAUGCAGGAUGGAGAGAUAUGCGCGACUGAAAACCAUGCCUCAAUCUUGCGAUUAAGCAUGCUCUUCGCACUCUUCUGCUUUCUCGUCUGCGUUCUGAUAGCUGUAAUGGUACUUAACGUCUUCUCUAUGCGGUCCCGCCUUUCACAGAAAGCUUUUAUAUACGAAGCCGACAUCUCCAAGCUUGGCCUAAGCUUCUCUACAUUCGCCCCAAUUUCGAUCGCACCAACCGUUAUCAGUAUAGUAAUUGGACUGUGGUGGGACCAGCUAGACUCAACUUUCAGAAUACUACAACCGUACAUUUCAAUGUCACGGCGGCCGACGCCGAUCCGGAACGGAGCAGGUCUAACAUAUCGCUCCAAGACCUGGGUUGGGGCAGCCAUCAAGGCCGGGCUAAAUAGACACUGGAUACUGUUCAUGGUUGCUCUAGGUAGUGUUCUUUGCCAGAUUCUCACCGUAUCGAUGUCAGCAGUCUUUGAGCGGCAAUCCACAAACGUCGUUCAUCCGACCAUGUUUCAAAGAACUCUAGAAGAUAGAAUGCUACCAAUUAUGACUACUCAUAGGGCUGCGGAUGAUCUUUGGUCAGGGACCAGCCCAGGUCAACUCCCUUGGAAAGUGCUCAACGAACUUCUCUUAGACCCACCGAAGAAUUGGUUACCCGGAGCUACCAUCCAGCUAUCACUCAACGGAACAAAGCCUACCUGGACACAAGAUGGCUGGAGUUUCAUUCCCAUUGAUCUUUCUAAAGCAGGUGGAUCAGCACCGGUCCAGACCAAUCCCAAACAAGGCAUUUUGUAUCCGAGCAAUGUGACAGUCAUGACACAAGCUCUUCGAGCCAAACUCGAAUGUCAAAGAAUACCGGAAAUAGUGAACAUUUCGACAUGGCUCAAUACCAUAGAUGACCUCCCAUCGUCAUAUCAGGAAGAAGUAGACAUAACGGGUUCCAAGGAUGGCUAUAUUCUUCCGCCCACCAUCUUCAAUGACGGCCCCUCAAAUACUUCCACUUUUGCCACCAGUAGUAUGAUUCGAUGCUGUUCAAACACAACCAACAACGACACAGAUACAGCCGUAAUUGGAUAUUGGUCACCAGUCGAAGUCAAGAGCUUCCCUUACGAAGAUCGUGAGUGGCCAGUACCGUUCGUCACGAAAUGGAUUGUCGGAAAACCACAAGGAGGCGGUGAAGAUGCUUUGGUUUUUGACGAAGUACCUGCCAUACAGGCUGCACGUUGUUUACCAAUCAUUGAGGCAGCAGAUGCCAGAGUCGCCGUAGAUAAGGAUACGGGAACUGUUCAGUCUUUUGAGAUUAUGGGUUCCGUUUGUUCUGCAGAGGAAGCCUGGUCAGAGGUAUUCGUCCAACGCAAUUUCACCGGCAAUGCGCCAAAUCAACGCUUGAAUGAAACGUACAAAGGACCAGUAAACAUGACUACGAGCUAUGGAGUUCUAUUCAUGGGGUCCAUGUUCAAAGCCGCCAACGACAAGAUCACACUCUGGGAGUACAUCCAAGACAAUGCCUUUGUCAUGCGCGAUAUGAAAAGCGGUAUGAACAUGGACUUGAUGACUUACAGCAUGUACAAUCUCGUCAAUAGGGAUCCCAGUGCACUGCUAGACUAUGAGACGCUUGUUACAAAUGCUGGUCGAACCUUCGAAACCUUCUUCCAACAUUUCGUUACCAACGGUCUAUCGUUGGAGGCGGGCGGAUUAGCUUACCAGAAAAUUGGCGACAACAGCAUGCAAGAGCUAGGUGCGCCUAUCACAUGGAACGGUACAGCUCUCCCGCAACGCGAGUACGCCAACCAAAACACGAACCGCACAGCUGAAGGGCAAGUUUCUAGCCGCAUUCAAAUCCUUCAUAUGAAUGUGGUUGCAACGUACCUCUCCGUUGCAAUAGUCAUUUGGCUCAUUGGAACUACCAUUGUGAUAACCUGGCUGCAACGGAAGUAUACGAGUACUCUAAUUCGUGACAUCCAGCUUAUUGCUGAUGUCUUGGUGCUCGUCGCAGGUAGUGACAACCUCUUGGAGCUGCUUCAAGAUCGAGGCUAUGGGGUCAAGAAAUCUGCAGACAUCAAGACCAUGUUGGGUUGGUUCAGAGAUAGGGACGGGGAAGUUCGUUGGGGUAUUGAAGUGGUUGGUGGAAGGGCUGCGGUUGAAUGGGUAGAAGCGCCGAAAGUAAGUAAUCAUAGCCCCGAAAAAGGGGCAUCUCAAAGACUGCUGCUUCCAUGGAGAAAGAAGCCGACUACUUAG